UAAAAACAAAAAAAACAAAACAAGAAUAAAAAAAAAAGUGUGAUAAUUUUCUGUCACGCAAUGACGGUGAUGAAGGUGGAGAUGGUGGUGAUAAUGGUGGUGGUGGCCUUGGUCUUGGCGGUGCACGUUGGGAAGGGUCAGCAUCUCCUCCAGCUGACUUACGUGGAGGACCAGGGGGAGGAGGUAGUGACCCGGCCGAAGGUUACGAAGAGAGUCAAUUUCCCGCUCUUGAGACCAGAAACCCGGGAAUCUAAGAAGCCUCCUCACAAGCCUCACACGGAAGAGAAAUCACGUAAAAAAAGGCUCUUCAAUGUGGUUCAGAUCGAGGCCAUAGGAGACCGCGAAGACCUCUCAAAGAACCUAGCUUUAGAGACGCCGGCCAUCGAGGUCUCAGGGUCCGGCGGGCGUUACGGGGCUCGAAGUGGGGCGUCGUGGUCUCCUUGGGGUUUGUGGUCGCCGUGCAGUGUGUCGUGUGGGCGUGGGCAGCAGUACCGGUUCAGGGCGUGUCUGGUGCGGGCGUGUGAGGGCCGCCCGUGGGAGCUUCAGGAGUGUACUAAACGCCGGUGUAGGUUCUGAGUUAAGUGAUUGUUUGUAUGACUUUUUCUUCGGCCGAUGUGUUUGAUUUGUGACGCAUUAGUUGAUUGUAAUAGAGAGGAAGGGGGUGAUAGUAUAGUAAUGCAUCUUAGUCUGUGUGUCUGUCUAUCUCUGCCUGCAUCUGUAUCUCUCUUUGUCUGUCUCUGUUUAUCUGUCUGCUUGUA
Molecule: messenger RNA, 758 nt
Organism: Eriocheir sinensis (Chinese mitten crab)
Lineage: Eukaryota; Metazoa; Arthropoda; Malacostraca; Decapoda; Varunidae
Product: ectin-like
Exons: 1
Coding region: 61-576 (171 amino acids)
Source: RefSeq, a predicted model, not a curated record